CACAGCCAGUCACCCAACCUGGCCCUCGGCACAGCUUCUGCUUUGUACCUGCGCGAACAGGGAAAGGCAGAACAGGCAGCGCUCUGAACAAACCAGAAAAACAGCCCUCCUCCGCUCUGCUCGGGAAGGGAGCCCACGGCAGGGCACGGCGGCGCCACCGGCAGGAGCUGGGGGAAGCUCCCCAGCCCGGUGCCGCCCGCUGCCCGCCUCCCCCGCAUGCCCCCCGGGGUGGAGUGUGAGCCGCCAGGGAGGCCACUUUGGACUCUGCACCCUCGGCUGUGCGCGCGGGCUGCCCAGCCCUCCGCUGCCCGUCCAUGGCAGGCGCCAGGUCCCCAUCGCCAGCUGAAGAGCUGGAGUUUUCGGUGCUCAAGGGGCGGCCGGAGGAGCAGACGCCUCUCAAUGGAGCCGUCCAGCUCCUCCCUGCUCCGGCCGAGGAGCCCUGCCCAGCCCAGGCUAACAAGGAAAGUCCUUGGAGCCCCUGUAAUAAGAAGGUGAUCAGAAAGUGCAAACUAUGGAUGGUCAUCGCCUCUAUUUUCCUUGGUAUGAUUAUAGUGAUCAUCAUAAGCUUAUGUCUUAUUGGAGUAACAUAUGUCGAUGAAGAUGAAAAUGAAAUAGUUGAAUUAGCAUCAAAUAAAACAUUCUUGAUCAUGCUAAAGAUUCCAAAGGAGUGUAUUACUGAAGAGGAAUUGCCUCACCUGCUCACUAAAAGGCUCACAGAUGUGUACAGUUCCUCCCCGUCUCUGAGUCGUUAUUUCACCUCAGCGGAGAUCGUGGACUUCAGUGGUGAAAAUGCCACGGUUACCUACCACCUGCAGUUCGGAGUCCCACUGGCGGAUGAUGGUUUUAUGAAGUACAUGAUGAGUGGGGAGCUGGUGCGGGGCAUUUUGCUCCAGGACCUGCAUGACCAGAACAUAUCUGGGUGUGAGGCUCUGGGGCUUGAUCCAGCAUCCCUCUUGCUUUAUGAAUGAAGGGGUGGAGGUCGGUCGGUCUGAAAGCAGUGCCUCAUUGCAUUUUGGGAUGAAGAGCACUCAUUCUGUUCCACAGAAAAGAGCCUGUGAAUUCAUGUAGAAGGACUCGCAACAUCUAGCGGAAGUGGAGACGGUCCUUUUCCUCUGAUUCGGCAGUCACAGCAUCCACUGGGUCAGCCUGGACAGAGCCAGUGCAAGGGUGGCCUCUCCGGCAGGAUGCCACGAGCCUGGUCUGGUGGAGAGAGAACAGGGAGAGGCAGGCAGCUGGAUGAGGGAGAACUGAGCCGGGGCAUCAUGAAGACUCCUGACCGUCUGCUGUGGGUUUUACACACUGGCUUUUUAUCGUCCGCAGUGGCUAGCCUUCCUGCAGGACUUACCGUCUGCAGGCGUGGGUCGUGUCUGUUAUGGACGAUGGCUGGGAAACAGGAAGCAACACUGAAUAAACUGUUGGAAGUUUAAAGCCAGUUCAGAUGGGAGGUGAGGGUGGGAUAUUAGCGACGGUAUUGGUUUUCUAUGGACAUGGAAAUGCCUGUCAUGAGGAAACAGAGUAUUUCUAUUUUCUGGAAAAUUGCUUUGCUGAAAAUUUUCCAGGUCAGAGAGUUUUGUGGUCAUAUAAUGAGAGAACCUUAGCCCCAGUAUCUCAGUUAAACUGGCCCUGGACGGAGAGGGGCAGCUGUGUGUGGGGAUGUGUCCGAGUUUAUGUGACUCAGGCUAGAUUUGCCUUGAGCCCUUUAUGACCCACGACUCUGGAUAAUGAGAAUUUGCUUUCUUGUUCACUAGAAGAUACAUUUAUUGUAACCCAGUGUUUCAUUUUAAGGAUAGUUCCUCAAACUAGGGAGAGAGGUAAAUUUCCCUUCUUCCUCUUUAUUUUUUACAUGUCAAAUGUAAACCUUAGUGUGUUUGUACUUUUUAGAAAAUGAUAAAGAACUUUAAUGGAGAAGGAU
This is a messenger RNA of Manis pentadactyla (Chinese pangolin), 1912 nucleotides long. It is a transcript of the gene C1H3orf52, whose product is annotated as chromosome 1 C3orf52 homolog. NCBI's taxonomy places the organism in Eukaryota, Metazoa, Chordata, Mammalia, Pholidota, Manidae. The transcript is spliced from 7 exons. The coding region runs from base 315 to 968 and encodes 217 amino acids. The record is from RefSeq and is a predicted model, not a curated record.